CAUGCACAGCUGAGAUCACGGCUUAAAAGUAAACAAUAGCUUUCGUAUUUUCUAAAAUCCACGGCAAUCGGUUGGACACACAUAUAAAUAUCAAUACGGCACUGCAGCCUCAGUGAGUGUUUAAAAAAUAAAUAAAUUGAAUUUGAUCUCAUUUGAAAUUGAUCAGUGCCAAGUGUCGAACGGAAAUUCAUAUUAAUGUGUAAAAAGUGAUUCACCAAAACCUAGAGUGGAAAGGCGAUUACCCAAUAAGUUGCCAACAAAAAUGGGAAACUCGAAUUUCAUAACAUUCUUUGUUCUACUCGCUGCACAAUGCGGCCUAUGGUCCACUGCUGAAUCGCUCCAACUGAACUUAACCGAAAGCUGUGCGAACACACAAAUCGUAUAUUGUACUUUGUCUAACAUCACCGCAACGCUUAGUGACCCGCUGACCUUAGUCAAUGCCACUGCUCCCCAGUUGUACGAGUUGGUGCUGCGCGAUUCGCUAAUCUUACGUAUACCAACCGCGCUCAUUGCACUGGCACCCGCGCUGCGCUCACUUUUCAUGCACAACUGCGGACUAAAUCGGAUCACUACCUUUGACUUCCCAACCGGUCAUUCGCUACGCACUUUAGUGCUGCAAAAGAAUCGCUUCUUUGAUGUGCCAGAGAAUGCUUUCGUCGCCAUCUACGAACUGGAACAGCUACAGCUCGCACGCAACAUGAUACACAUGGUGCACCAAAAUGCAUUUAACGGUUUGGGGAAACUGCGGUAUUUGGAUUUGCAACAAAACGAUAUACGCGAGCUGCCUAAGUCAUUAUUUGAGGAUCUCGUCAAUUUGGAGCACAUCGAUCUGAGCAGAAAUUGUAUUGAGAAAAUCGACGUCACCACUUUUCAUCGAAAUCUGAAGCUUCAAACGCUGCUUUUGGGUGAUAAUAGAUUCUCGCUGUUCGAGCCGAACUCCUUGGAACAUUUACCGCGUUUACACCUACUCGACAUCAGCAACAGUUUGGUCAAUGAGCUGCGGCUACAAUCUGUCGACACGCUGUUGGUGCAGGCCAGCACGUUGCAGUACAUCGCUAUCGCGGGUAGCGCAGUCAAAGUGCACGCCGGCAAUAAUCAGCUGACAAGCCUGAAUAUCACCGACAAGCUGAGUGUACGUGAACUGGAUUUGCAUGGCAAUCGGCUUGAGUCGCUGGAAGAUUUAGUGGGCAUGUUGAAUCUGCAGCGUCUCGAUGUGUCACGCAAUCAGUUGCAAUCGUUGCGCACUUCGCACUCGCCACUGUACCUACCGCUGCCGAAUUUAGUGCACCUAAACUUGGCGUCCAAUCAGCUACAGAAUCAGACGCUGGAGAGCUUUCUAGUGCUGCAAAAACUGACGCACCUCGAUUUGGCCUUCAAUCACUUGUUGCAUUUGGAUCAACGUCUAUUCGAGCCACUUGUCAAUUUGGAGAAGUUCUACAUCGAAGGCAAUCGUCUGCACACUUUUGAUUAUGAACAAUUGGUCGCUAAGCACGAGUAUCUAAAAGAAUUCGGUAUUUUCGAAAAUGAGUGGGAUUAUCGUUAUAUGCGCACCAUGCUUGCCUACCUAAAAGAGCAUAAUAUUCAGCUACCGGUACGUUUCACUUCGAACAACAACAAUGGCAAUAACAAUGCGGGUAACCUGUUUGGCUCAACCUUGAAUACACUUUCCUCUGGCGAUAAGGUAACUCACCAUCGCUAUGCAGCCACGGCCAGUUCUAUAGAUGAUUCCGAUGAGCGUUUAGCUGAGAUAACAGCACCGUCGAUAGCCAAUAUCACGGCCAUUAAUCAGUACUGGACCACGCGCGAUGUGCUUACACUGAUUAUAUUGUUGUUGGUGUUACUGAUACUAUUCCUGCAGCUGUUUAGCGUCCUACGCGAAGAGGAGUGUCUGCCCAGUUGUUGCAAUAGAAUCGCAAGAAAUGCGCAUUCGAAUGCACGCAGGCGAUUGGAGGAAGAGGAGGAAGAUUCCGAAGUGUAGAGCUUACCUACCUGGUUUUUUGGUGACAAAGACGCAGAUAUGUUUGUAUGUAUGUGGGUAUAUAGUAAUUUCUGAAACUUAAUUUUGUGGAAUAAAAUGUUCGUUAAUUUGUGUAAAAUA
Rhagoletis pomonella (apple maggot) is the source of this 2098-nucleotide messenger RNA. Its product is annotated as insulin-like growth factor-binding protein complex acid labile subunit. NCBI's taxonomy places the organism in Eukaryota, Metazoa, Arthropoda, Insecta, Diptera, Tephritidae. The record is from RefSeq and is a predicted model, not a curated record. The transcript has a single exon. Bases 263 to 1978 code for a protein of 571 amino acids. Gene Ontology annotation, molecular function: protein binding.